UGAGAAUGAAUAGAGAGAGCGAGAGGGCAUGAAGAAAUUCCUUUCUUUAACUCAUCGCCAUCACUGAAAAUCUACUUCUUCAUAAUCUCUGUUUGUGUCGGUUGGUAACAGAGAAAAAGAAACCAAAAAGGCAAGGGGAACAAGAGAGGAACAUGCUAUCCCCACUAAGCUCAUCACUAUCACUGCAACUCCAAAAUGGCAAUGGCGUUCUCAACAUCUUCUCCUCCUUCGCCUCCCAAGACCACUUUCACUUUAACCACUCUUCUUUUCUUCUUGCUCUUCCUUUUUAGCCUUUUUCUCUUCAGCAAACAAGCUCUCGAGCCCUCCAUCUCUCUCUACAGAGAUUUCUUCUCCCAAACCCCUUCUUCCCCUUCUUCUUCUUCUUCUUCUUCUUCUUCUUCGCCUCCUCUAACACGUAGCGGUUCCCGCCUCUCCUUGCCUGAUGACGCCAACCCACCUCUAGAACGAGUUGACUCACCCAUCAACCAACCCCUUUCUCCAAAUCCUCAAAUUCAGCUGAAAGAUUCCCAAACCAUCCCUUCUUCUUCUUCUUCUCCUCCUUCUUCUCUAACACAUAUCGAUUCCCACCUCUCCUUGCCUGAUGACCCCAACCCACCUCCAGAACGAGUUGGCUCGCCGAUCAACAAACCCAUUUCUCCAAAUCCUCAAAUUCAGCUGGAAGAUUCCGAAACCAGCGCCGAGAGCGUCAAUGCCGACCUCCCUGCUGAAGAUGAGGAAAACACGGUUCCCGUUAAUGGAGGCGGAGAGGAAAUGGGUGAUAAAGGAGGAGGUGAUUUGGUUUCGGAGGAAUUGAAGAAAUGUGAUUUGUAUAUGGGAACUUGGGUCAAAGAUGAGGAUUAUCCAAUUUACGAACCCAGUUCCUGCCCUUAUGUUGAUGAAGCUUUUGAUUGCCAAAGCAAUGGAAGGCGUGACUCUGAUUAUCUCAAAUGGCGUUGGAAGCCUGAUGGCUGUGAUCUUCCAAGGUUUAAUGCAACAGACUUCUUGGUGAGGCUACGGGGUAAAAAGCUUAUGCUGGUUGGAGAUUCCAUGAACAGGAAUCAGUUUGAGUCAAUACUAUGCCUUUUGCGUGAAGGCCUUCCCGAUAAGAGCAGAAUGCGUGAGGUUCAUGGUCAUAAAAUAACAAAGGGAAGAGGUUAUUAUGUUUUCAAAUUCCAGGACUAUAAUUGUUCAUUGGUAUUUGUGAGAUCACAUUUCCUUGUGAAGGAAGGAGUUCGUAUUAAUGCACAAGGAAAUUCAAAUCCCACUCUAUCAAUUGAUCAAAUUGACAAGACAUCUGGUCGAUGGAAGCGGGCUGACAUUCUUGUCUUUAAUACUGGCCACUGGUGGGCUCAUGGAAAGACUGCUCGGGGGAAAAAUUACUAUAAAGAGGGGGAUUAUCUCUAUCCAGAGUUUGAUUCAGUUGAGGCCUAUCGAAGGGCUUUAAAGACAUGGGCAAACUGGAUUGAUAAAAAUGUGAAUCCAGCAAAACAGUUGGUCUUCUAUCGUGGAUACUCUUCUGCUCAUUUCAGAGGAGGAGAUUGGGAUUCAGGUGGGUCCUGUAAUGGGGAAACUGAACCAGUCCUUAGUGGUACCAUCUUAAAUAACUAUCCUUUGAAGAUGAAGAUAGUGGAGGAAGUGAUCAAAGAUAUGCAGGUCCCAGUUAUACUAUUGAAUGUGACAAGGUUGACCAAUUUCCGGAAGGAUGGCCACCCAUCAAUCUAUGGCAAGAACAUCACCGCUGGUAAAAAGGUUUCAACAAGACGGCAAGACUGCAGCCAUUGGUGUGUUCCUGGGGUGCCUGAUACAUGGAAUGAGCUUAUCUAUGCCUCUCUGGUAUACCAGCAGACAAAUUCAAAAAUGAAAAUUCAUUGAUUGGUUACACAUAAUUGUUGUUAUACACUUAGCCUGCAGCUUGUAUUUUCGUUUUAUUUGGCCUAAGAUGCAUGUCGAGACAGAAACUUGGCUCUUCCAUUUGCAAAGAAUUUAUAGCAAAUGGUGAGAGAAAUUUUGUAUUGUUUGUUAGUAGAGCUACAAUUCAUGGUGUUUGAACAUUCUGCUGCCUUGAGGUGGUUUUAUAA
Molecule: messenger RNA, 2078 nt
Organism: Ziziphus jujuba (common jujube)
Lineage: Eukaryota; Viridiplantae; Streptophyta; Magnoliopsida; Rosales; Rhamnaceae
Product: protein trichome birefringence-like 5
Exons: 5
Coding region: 196-1872 (558 amino acids)
Cellular component (GO): Golgi apparatus
Molecular function (GO): O-acetyltransferase activity
Source: RefSeq, a predicted model, not a curated record